This is a messenger RNA of Schistosoma margrebowiei, 8202 nucleotides long. The record is from the annotation of a GenBank genome assembly. NCBI's taxonomy places the organism in Eukaryota, Metazoa, Platyhelminthes, Trematoda, Strigeidida, Schistosomatidae.
AUUCACAUAUUCACCAAUGUAGUAGCUGUCACAUUUCAUAAUUGGGGAUUAGUUUUUUUCGUUGAACUAAAAGAAAUUUAUUUUGUUCAGUUGAUUAUUGUGUAAUAAUGAUAUAAAUGAAUAAGGUUUAGAAAAGAAUGAAAAUAAUCAUGCACUUUGUUAGAUUCUCAAUUGUUCUACAAGAAAUCUAUUCACAAUAAAGAAAAUAAAUAAAUAGACGAGUUUUUUUGUUGUUGUUGCUAACUACCAUCUCAACAAAAAAGUAAGGAGAGUUAAUUAAUUUAAUCAUGAAAUUUAAAUUUACUCUCCUUACAUCAUGGACACUAUUACCAACGUCCAUACCAAAUACUGAUUGUGAAGAUAAUGAAGCAAUAUUAUUUGCACAAUACUUAACUGAAUAUACAGAGAAUAAAUAUGGUUUAAAUGUAUUUUGGCCAAGACAACGUGGUGAAGCAUUUUUGCAUAAUUCAUUCAAUUCAUUUGAAGAGAGAUUUUUAACACAUUCUGAAUAUGCAUUACUCAUUGUAUCUGGUCAAAAUGCAUCAUGUUUAAAUUGUAUUUAUCCAAGAUUUCUUGUAUUUCUUACAGCUAAAAAAUCAUGGACUGAAAGAAUUUUAAUAAUUUUUUUAAAACAACCAACAUAUUUAUUAAAUUUCGAUUUAAGUUUAUUAAAACAUCCACCAAUUUUAUUCAAUGAUGAUUCAACUAAUCAGUGGACUCAUGAUCAAGAAUCAUGGAUGAAAAUAGCAGAACUAAUAAAACAUAGAUAUAUUCCGUCAAUUAAUGAUAAUUUAUCAAGAUAUCUAUUUACGCCCACAGAAUAUUACAUUAGUCGAUGGAUGUCUAUCACAGAUCUGCGUGGACAACCAUUAGCAGUAAGAAUAACUAGUACUGGUCAGAGUGACUCGACUCCAACUAGCUGGUCUGAUCUCAGUGGUAUUGAACCAAUCAACGGAAUAAAAUGUGUUUUAGACACGAUAUAUCCGAUUGGACAACGUCUAAGCCAAUCAGCAUCUGAGUUUGAACAUUCACCCACACAAUCUCGUGACAUUACGCCUAAUCUACAUUUGCAUGUAAACAAUUUUAAUCGUAUUAGAAGAGUUAAUUCAAGAUGUUUUAUACGAAAACAUCAAUACAAUACAGUGUUUGGAUUAGAUCCUUGUUGGUCAGCUUUAUCUGGAAGUCAAUUAAACGUUAUUAACAAUAAUAGUGGAGUUAAAUGUCAAAUUGACGAAACAUCACAUUAUGAAAAUUUUUUGGAAAAACGUAGUAAACAUAACGUUGAAAUCGACCUUAUUUCUAAAGAAAGUCAAAUGUGUAUUCCGCAAAAACAAUCGAAAAUUAAAUCGUGUGAAUUUCUAAAUGAAUCUAUAUUAUCUUGUAAAUUAUCAAACCGUAUUAAUAAAUCAACCGGUGUUAUCAAUGAUGGCUCAGAGUACAGUAAUGUCAUUACAUCAAAUCAUACAAUAAAACAUCAUCAAAGAAAGAUUAAAUUGUCACCCAAAAAACAUUUCCUAUUCAAAGAACUUGAUCAUAUCUGUAUACCAUCAAAAAGGUUUAUAAAACUAUUCAAAUUCAAACGUAAAAAAGAUGCUCAUUCUAUUAGUGAGAAAUUUGGAACACAGUCACAAUUAGAACUAGCUAAAUCUGUAAAAACCUUAUAUGAUGUUGGACAAAGUUUAUUUGAACAUUCAGGAGAUAGUGUAAGUAAUCUGAGCAUACUUGAAAUUCAACAACAAAAACAACCAUCAUGUUCAUACAGUACUACUGAUAAAUUUAAUCUAAGUUGUUUAAGUAUUCACGUAGAUGUGAAGGAACAACCUGUCAAAGAUACAAAUAAUGAUGAUAUUUAUCAUCAGUCACAAUGUUUACAAGUUACACCGACUCAAUCACCGAACUUCUCUGACUCUGAAUUAUGGAGUAUGAGUCAAAUAGCUACUGAAGAUUGUACUAAUUCACUACAACAACAUCUCAUAUCAUGUUCAGAGAGUCCAGUAUUCGAUUAUUACACUAAUAGUAACAAUAAUGAUUAUAAUAAUAUUGAUCAAACAAAUGAGAUACGAUUACAGAAAUCAAUCACAAGUCCAAUAAAUGCAUCAAAGUUUUCAGAGAUAAGACUAUCACCAUGGUCAUCGUUAAAAAUAGGAGAUGGUCAACGGAGUAAAGAAUUCAAAUUAGAAAAAUCAAAUCAACCUACUGAUGCUACUGCUACUAAUAAUAAUAAUAGUAAUAAUAAUACCAAUACUACAACUAAUAUAUCAAAUGAACAUGGAUUAACUUGUAUUCCUUUGAACCAAAAAGCCGGUGUGCAAAAUGAUACAUUUUUAUUAUUAAAAUGUAAUUCUGAACAAUUCCUUGCAGAUCAACUAUCAAAUCCUUCAGUUAGUAAUAUAAACGAACUUAGAACAAGUGAAGCUUUAAAAUUAUGUAAUAAUAAUAAUAAUAAUGUAACUCACAACUUUAAUGGUCCUAUGAAAAGCCAAAUGUCUUGUACACUGGAUUUGAAGCCUUUUAGUUCAAAUUCAACCUCUUUCGAAGAGAGUAAAAAUGAUAACGAAUCAUUACACUCUCGUAUUUCGAAAUCAAAGCAAAAUUCUCCUCAAGAAAAUUAUGUUUCGUCAAUUUAUCUUUCGAAAACACAUAAUAAUAAUAGUGACAACGCAUCCUCUAAAGAUUUUACACAACUUUCGACUUUUCAACAAAAUUCAUUAAUUUCGCGAAUUGUGCAAAAUAAUAGUAUGUUGUCAGAGUAUAGUUUACCUUAUAGAAUAUCUGCAACAUGUGAUGUAAUUCAGAUAUUCCCUACUACAAAAAUAUAUGAUAUAAAUGAUAAAUCUGAAAAUAGUUUGUCCACUGUGAAAGUUACUGAUUAUAAACGAUCUAUCGGUACUCAUUUAAUAAACAAUAAUGGUAGUUUGAAUGUGGAUCCUCUUCAAAUAAAUCAAGAUAUCAAAGGGAUUAUGAUAUACCCUACAUUAGAACAACAAAAUCCCUACCCUAAUGAAUCAACUCCGUUGAAUACAGAUCAAAUGACGAUGAUCAAUUCACAAAUAGACAUUAACGUUAACUCUUCCAAGGACUUAUCAUUAAUUUGUGUAGAAUGUGAGAAUAAUUCGACAUUUGAUUCAUAUAUGAAUCCCUGCGUUAUAAACGACAUACAAACUUUAAAAAAGUCGUUGAUGGAGUCAGAAUGUACAACUCAUUUGCCAAUAUCAUUGAGUACUGAUACAUCUGAAAAUAACCAUGAUUUAAAUGAAAGUUUCAUUCAGUCACUGGACAAUAAUGCGGAAAACCCUGAAUACCUUAACGUUGUUACUGACCAUCAAACUAACCAAUUACAAUUUACAAAUAAAUGUUUGCCUAAGCAGCCCAGUGAACAAUUGACAACGACGCGAAUUAUUGAGGAUAUCACAGAAUUAUCGUCCGCUCAAGUUUCUACAUUAUUCAAACAACAAAAGAGGGAUCCAUUAAUUAUUCUUGAUCAUGCACAUGAUAUACACAUAGGUGAACGAUUGAGUGUCGGUUCACUUAAUGGGUCCAUCAGUGACCAAUUAGUGAAUGAUCAAUCAGUGCCGUCAAUCCAGGUGAAACAAAUCUUUUCAUCAAUUACGGAAACAUCACAUGAAUAUAUGAAACCAUUUUAUUUGAAAUCAGAUUUGAAUAAUGCCCGAACCUUUAAGGACAAUUAUUUGUUGGAUAAUUCAUGUCAAAAUUGGACGAUGGUAUUAUCAAAUGAGCUUACCAAUAAGAUAGAUCAUUCAUCGGAAACGAAAUAUGAUUUUGAUCAACUAACCAAAGGAAUGUCAAAUGACAGCGAAAAACUGUCCACUGAUCUUGAAAUCAACAAAUUACCAACCGAGAAAAAGGUUUCUUCAGACGAAAUAAGUCAGUCAUGGACAAUUUUACAACCCCAUAAUGAAAACGUAGAGGUUUCAGGCAAUAAGUUUCAUACACCUACUAAAUGUCACAACAAAAAGUUUUCCUUGAACGAGAACGAUAUUUCCAUUGAUGUCAGCUCGGCCAAAGGUGACCAUUUACAAGAUCCACAUGAUGAACUGACUAAUAGUGAGCAACCCUUUGUGACUAGUACCGCUGAAUCGAUAUCUUCAAAUGUUAAUACAUAUUAUACGGAUGGAACGAAUUUCUAUGUUACUGAACCGUUAUGUGAGAAUACCACAAUCGAUUUGACAAACUUAACUCAGUCAGUAAGAAUAUUAUCGAUUAGCUCUGAUAGUCUCAAUAAUAAUGUACUGGAUAUCGACGCUCAGUUCAAUAAAGUCAUUAAAACAGAGAAUGAUCCUAUUGACUCUCGAGUUAAGGAUGUUUUGCAAAAGUGUUCAUUAGAGGACAUGAACACUUUGCCAACUAUAAUUGACACAGUAAGUUCUUCAUCCAUACAAGUUCCAUUAUUAAUCAAAAAUAAGCCUGUAAAUUUUUUAAUUAACAAUAUCAUAUUAAAUGAAGACAGUUUAACUGCAGAAAUGAAAUUAUUAACCACACCAAAUGAAUUGCUGAGUGAUUACACAAUUACUGACUAUUCACUCGAAGAGAAGAAUACAUCGAGUCUUUUGUCAUCGUUAAAUACAAAUAACUAUUCUAGACUGAAGAUGGAUCAUGAAACUAAGAAUCAUUUCAAAAAAACAUUUUUUGACAUGCCUUUAGAAAGACAGUUUCACCAUGGAGAUCUUGAGAACAUCAAUGCACCCAGCAAAAAAAGACAUAAUGACAGCUUACAAACUACUAGUAAUUAUUUUGUUCCACCGAAAAAUUCAGGUGAAUUCCACGAGUUAGAACAAACUAUUGAAGACACUCCAGAUUAUAAUGAUAACGAAUCUUAUCCAAAUACAUUGACCUCGUCUGAUAAUCCCAUGACAAUAGAACCUAUUACAACUACAGGUACUGCCGUUGCUCAAUCUUCAAACCAAUCUACUACAAAUUCAAGUUCAUUAUCAAAUGUAAAUGAUAAUCUUGAAAAUAAUACUUUUACAGAACACUCUUCAUUAUUUCCCAUUGAUUCAGUAAAACAGUUUGUUUUGAAAGUACCAAUACCAGAUAAUACAGAAGGUUCAAUAUUCAAAAUAUCUGUCAGUAUGAUUCAUAAGGAAACUAGAGAUAAUGCUGGACAAUUGAUUAGUCUGCUCGAAAAGGAUACAAAAUCUACUAAUCAGCUAGAUUUAACAUCCAAGGAUGUAUUUAUCGAAAAUAAACAUACAUGUACAGUUCCAUUGAUUGCAUCUCAUCAUGAAGAGGACUGUCAUCAACCACGUAGCAUCGACUUGUCUGAGAAAACUGUUAACUUACUAGGAUUUGAUGACCCUUUCUUGACUGGAUUACUACAAGCAACUGAUGAAGAUAUGCUUUGGACCAAAAUUAACCAUUUGCAGUAUCCACAUGACCAGAGAACUAAUAGUGAGCAGCCAUUUAUGAAUGCUACCGCCGCAUCAUUAUCUUCAAAUGUAAACAAAUAUUGUUCGGACGGAACGAGUCUCAGUGUUAUCAAGCCUCUAAGUGAAAAUUGCUCAAUCGAUGUAAAGAAAUCAAUUCAACCUAUUCAUAAUAAUAAUACAUUCAAUACUGACACUCGAUCCGAGUUUACUAGUCAGUUAGAUGUGACAUAUAAAGGUGAAUUUAUUGAAGAUAACCAUGCAUGUACAAUUUUAUUGAUCACAGCUUAUAAAGAAGAGGGCUAUGGUCCGAUGUAUGGUAUAAAUUCGCCUUCAAAGGCGGUUGAUUCAUUAGGAAUUCAAAACUCUUCAUUAUCUAGAUUACUUGAAAGAAAUGCUGACAACGAUAACGAUUAUAUGGCUAGUGAUGCUACUACUACUACUACUACUACUACUACUACUACUACUACUACUACUACUACUACUACUACUACUACUACCACUACUACUACUACUACUCCAAGUGUUGCUCCUAAUGAUGACACCGUACCAUAUGAUUUAACUAUAUCUCCUACAUUUACCGAUAAAACAAAUAUAUUAUUAUCUAGUGAUAUUUCAGAUAAUAUUGAACUUAAGUUUAACAACAGUUUAUCUACACUACCACCAAGUCGAGAUAGUGAACAUUCAGUGAAUAAUUCAUUAAAUAAUUCCUUGGAGUUAGAUUUCAGGUCAACAAUAAAUAAACUGAAUUCUUUAAUGCAAUAUGAAUAUGAGUUUACCGAUAACAAUAAUAAUUAUUGGAUUGAUCCUGGUAGUUUAAACGAAGAUGUUGAAACUAUAGCACAACCAAUGAGAUCGAUUGCAAUUGAAAACUCUUUAGAACAGCCAGAAUGUACAUUGAAUAUUUAUAAUACACCAUCACAACAGUUAUCAGUAGUACCAACAACAGCAGCAACAAUAACAACAACAUUAACAACAAUACGAAAUCCGGUUCAUCCAAUCAAUGAGAUUUAUAUUGAUGAAGACUGUAUUACUCAUUUAUCAUUAGAUGAUAAAAGUACGAAAGGUAUUCUGGGACCUAAGAUUGAUAGAAAUAAUGAAGAACACAACUCAAAUCAACGUUUUAAAUUCACUUCAGGAGCUUACAAUCUUUUUAUUUCAGUUUUGAAUUUGGGUAUCGGGAAAAAUCUAUUGAUUUACUGACUUAAACUCAUGCUAUUUACGCGAUCGCUAUUAUUCAUGUUAUUUCUUUAGCAACAUUAUAUGUCCCAAGACAUAUUUACUGGUUAUAUGGUGCAACAUUUACACCAAGGUGGCAAUUUCAUCGAAUAAUGGCUGGUUGUGGAAUGGAAUUAUACAGUGUAAGAUUGAGUCAUCCAAUAAAUGUAGCAGGUGUAUUCAUUGGUUUCACUUUAGCCUCACCAUAUUUAAGAACAUGGCCAUAUAUUCUAUCUGGAUUAAUGAAUUCAUCAGAAAUUAAUGUGUUCAAUCCUAUAUAUUGGAUAGAUAGACCUAUAUUAGAACAUAUUGGCUGUUUAUUAUAUAUACUACCAUCUUCAAUACGUUGGGGCAGUACAGUUAUUGUUAAUUCGUUUCAACAAUAUCCAUGUUCACUAGCAAAUCCACUGGAACCAUCAUCAUCAUAAUCAGCAGCAGCAUUAUCAUAAAGAAGAUACGAAUGAAUAGUUAAAUUUAAAUAUGCCUUUAGUUCAGAAAAAUACCGUUCUUGUACGCAUCAAAAUAUCCUCAAAACACUUUGAAUAUCACACUUAAAUAUACAUUUUAAACAUUCUAUCUAAAUAUAUUAUUACGGUAAGACUAUGAUUUAUGGACGAACCAAUCGGGUAUAAAAUAACAGGCCUCGGAUUUUGGCGCGAAAUUCACUCAUCCAUCUGACUAAAUAGAGUCUUGGCAUUAUAGCUGAUGUCAGCUCGUGAUUAUGUAAUUUCUAACCCUAACCAUUAAUCCUUAUUUUUCAAACUGCUUUAUAACCUUCAUUUAGCCAUAGUAAGUAGGUAGACACUCAUAAGGUCACCUUGGCAUCGCUCAAAAAUCGUCCAUAAAUUAUAAUCUCACCAUUACUACUGCAUAAACAAGUUCCUUACCUACUUCAUCCAUUCUUUUUUAGCAAUAAAUUUUUUUUGUAUUUAUACUUUUCAGUUGUUUUUUUGAAAAUUCAAUAUUCACAUUCAUUCAUUGUUUUAAUGGUGAUAUCUAAUUGUGGAGCACUUUUCAUUUUAUUUGGUUAAUGAUUUAAUGUUAUUUAUUAGAUUUUUUUGUUUGAUUUUCAUAUAGAAAUAUAUUCUCUUUUAAUUAUUUUCUUGAUUCAGAAUUCUUUUCUUUUACAUUUCUACUGUGAUAUGAAGUUGGUCUUUUUGUUUUUUUAAGCGCGAAAAAAAAUGGGAAAACAUAAAUGAUAAAUAAAUCAUAAAUAAUUAACAAUAGUACAACACCAAAGUCAUUAUUGUCAUUUAUAUCACGAAUAAACAAACAAUAACAGCAAUUAAUCUUCUAGUCAGUCAUUGUGAAAUAAGCUUGUGAUGUAAAUGACAGUACGUGUGUUUCAUGAUGUAAUUGUUGACAUUCGUUUUUCGGGUAUUAUCAUACUUCUUGCUGUUGUUAUUAUUAUUGUUAUUGCUUUUAAAACACUGUAAAGUAAUUGAGAAACAAUGAACACCUUCAACUUAACACACACAGUACCAGAGAAUAAUUGAGAUUACUAGUAGAAGGCAUUUGUUUUAUUAAUUGCACAAUUAUUGUUAUUACUAUCUUGUAUUAUUUGUUAGAUUCAUUAAAAAAUAUAAUUAAGUACACCUUC